GGUGGUGGUGGCAGGAGGGGACCAGCGAGGGCUGGCCCCGUCCCUGCAGCUCUCUGCUGUCCCCUUUGCUCCCGGCGGGAUCUGCCCAGGCCAAGGCAGAUCCAUCAGGAUGCGACGGAGGAACAAGGGAAACCCGGGGUGGGGGUUUCCUGAGCUUCUGAUGAUUCCAAGCAUCAUUCCGUGCCCAAAAACUUGGAUGGAAGCAGCCAGCAGGUCUGCGGGCACCUGGACCACCUGGACCACGGCUGCUCCUGCCCAUUCCCAGAGCACCAGCAGCUGGAAUUUCCCUUUGCUGGAAAGGCUGCGUGCGGUUUUUGCCUUUGUUUUCGGGAAACCCGGAGCUGGGGCUGAGGGAGGGAGGAAAAGCCUUCAACUCGGUGAUAACGGCCGCCUUUCGCUUUUUAUCAGAUGUCCCGUAUUUGGUCUCGGUAUCAGGGGCUGGGUGAGGAGGGAAAUCAGGCGGUGACGAAGGCGAGGGUGGGAGCAGGGAUUGAGGGCAGGGGGAAGGAGCUGGGCACGGAUCUGGCCAUUCCCAGCCUGUCCCGGCCCCGGAGCUGCCACCGAGCCACCGCCGGGGACAUGUGGGGGCUGGCGCUGGCCCUGCUGUGCCUCCCGCUCGGGGAGGGGAUGCUCAGGAUCCCCCUGAGGAGGGGCAGGUCUGUGCGGGAGCUGAUCAGAGAGGAGCUGCCCGAGGGGCUCCUGAACACCCUGCCGGGGGACCCGGGGAGGAAAUACCAGCUCCGAGGCGCUGUGACUUAUGAACCUCUGCUGAACCACCUGGAUACCUUCUACUUCGGGGAGAUCGGCAUCGGGACCCCUCCCCAAAACUUCCUGGUGAUCUUUGACACCGGCUCUGCCAACCUCUGGGUGCCCUCCACCUACUGCCAGAGCCCAGCCUGCGAGGAUCACGCCAGGUUCAACCACAGCCUGUCCUCCACCUUCCUGGGCAUCGACGCCAGCUACACCCUGAGCUACGGCUUUGGGGACGUGUCGGUGGCGUUGGGAUGUGACACUGUGACAAUCCAGAACAUCACCCUCAGGGACCAGGAGUUCGGGCUGAGCCUGGACGAGCCCAGCAGCCCCUUCUCCUACCUGGGCUUCGACGGGAUUUUAGGCUUGGCUUACCCGGGCGUUGCCAUCCCCGGCUUCCCCACGCUGCUGCAGAAUUUGCUGCAGCAGGAGCAGCUCAGCAAACCCAUCUUCAGCUUCUUCUUCUCGCGCAACCCCACCUACAAUUACGGCGGGGAAAUCAUCCUGGGCGGGGUUGACGCCCAGCUCUUCUCCGGGGAGAUUUUCUGGGCUCCGGUGAUCCAGGAAUUUUACUGGAAGAUCGGCGUCGAGGGGUUUUCCGUGGGGAUGGAGGUCACUGGAUGGUGCAGCCAAGGUUGUCACGGGAUUGUGGACACGGGGACUUUCCUGCUGACGGUGCCAGGUCCCUUCAUGCCAGCGCUGCUGCGGGCUCUGGGUGCCCAGGAGAGCGACCGUGGGUUCCUCGUUGACUGCAGCACCGUCCCCAAAAUGCCCAGCCUCUAUUUCGCCAUCGCCGGAGCCUGGUUACCGCUGCCUCCCUCCGUCUACGUCCUGCAGAACGAUGGGAUUUGCACGGUGGGGGUGGAAAGCACCUACGUGUCCUCUGCCAGCGGCCAGCCCCUCUGGAUCCUGGGGAACCUCUUCCUCCGGCAGUAUUAUUCCAUCUUCGACGUGGCCAACAACAGGGUGGGCUUUGCCACGGCGUCCCAGGGAUGCUGAGCAGCAUCCGGGGGGGAUUUCAGCCCUGGAAAAAGCUUCUCCUCCUUCGGAUGCGGGUGUGGUGAUGAGCUGUGAAUAAAAGACUGAAUCCAACUCAGCGCUCCAGAUCCUUGCUGGAGCUGCCUGGGAGGCCGGGAUGAGUGGGAGAAUUUCAGGCUGAGCCCUGGCUGGAGG
Messenger RNA from Hirundo rustica (Barn swallow), 1923 nucleotides. RefSeq names its product pepsin B-like. The coding region runs from base 409 to 1749 and encodes 446 amino acids. The transcript has 10 exons. Gene Ontology annotation, biological process: proteolysis. The record is from RefSeq and is a predicted model, not a curated record. Lineage: Eukaryota; Metazoa; Chordata; Aves; Passeriformes; Hirundinidae. Gene Ontology annotation, molecular function: aspartic-type endopeptidase activity.